AUGGACGACUACGAUUCUGGGGAUGACUUGCUGGCCGAUGUUCAGUUCGAUGGGCUGACUGGCGCUGUCAAGCGAUCCGCUGAAGAUUCAGAGGAUAACUCCCACCUAACCAAGCGACCGAAAGUCGACGGCCCUGCUGAGAGUAACAGCACACAGGUCGAAACGGCGAGAAGUAUCCUACGCCAAAAGUUCGGAUAUGAUGGGUUUCGCCACGAGCAGGAGAAGGCCAUUGAAGCGGUCCUGCAGGGCAACAAUACCUUGGUAGUGUUCCCUACCGGUGCUGGAAAGUCGCUGUGCUAUCAGAUACCUGCCAUCGCCUUUGAGGAGAUGGAUCGUCAGAACGACGAGAAGCGCCAAUUUGGUGCAGGUAUCACCAUUGUGGUAUCCCCUCUCAUCGCUUUAAUGAAGGACCAGACCGACGUGCUCAAGCGGAAAGGGGUCGCUGCAGAGUGUUGGGACUCCACCAAAAGCUAUGAGGAAACCCAGAAAAUCUACUCAGAUAUCCACCAAGGCCACCUGCGUUUACUUUACUGCGCACCUGAGAGACUCAACAAUGAGUCGUUUGUUGCCAGCAUGAAGCAUGUGCCCGGAGGCAUCCGAUUAAUUGCUGUGGACGAGGCGCACUGCAUAUCCGAAUGGGGCGCCUCGUUUCGUCCGGAAUAUCUCAAGGUCGCGCGCUUUACACGCGAGAUCAAGGCGGAAAGAGUGAUAUGCUUGACUGCCACAGCAACACCCCGCGUUGUGGAUGAUAUCUGCGGCGCUUUCCAUGUGGCAAAACCCCAUGUAUACCGAACCUCGCCCUACCGACCGAAUCUGCGACUCGAAGCUGAGGUGACGUGGGAUAAGCAGGAAAAGUAUCCGAAGCUUUUCAAGUUUCUUCGAAAGCACCCGGGUUCUACUCUCAUCUACGUCACGCUGCAGAAGCAAGCGGAGUCUCUUGCGGAUGACCUGGCGGGCCAAGGGUUCGAGGCAGUCUUUUUCCACGCCGGCAUGAAGGCCGAGGUGAAGGCUGAUAUCCAAGAUCGCUUUAUGGCUUCCAAGAUUCCUAUCGUUGUUGCAACAAUAGCUUUUGGUAUGGGGAUUGACAAGUCAAAUAUCAGGAACAUCGUGAAUUGGGAUAUCCCCAGCACGGUUGAGGAAUAUAGCCAACAGAUCGGCCGAGCUGGUCGCGACGGUUUGCCCAGUACCUGCAUGAUGUACAUAUGCCCAGAUGACUUCUACAUCAGGGAGAAUUUCGCACGCGGCGAUCUCCCGUCCCGCCAAUCACUUAGAUCGUUACUUCAGGACGUCUUUAGUCGCCAGACGGAAAACACACCAGAGGGAAAUGUUCUGAAAAUGGGACACACGGAACUAUCCAGAGCCUAUGACAUUCGACCGUCCCCUUUAUCGGUUCUAUUUGCGAUACUAGAACUCAGAUUUGGGUUGCUCCGGGCCAUUACACCGGAGUUUACCAAGUACACGUUCCUGGACAUGAAAACUUACCAACCAAUAGCCUCGAAAGACAAGUCCCGCGAAGGGAAAGCAAUAUACGCCCAUGCAACCAAGGCACAGAAACUCUACCAUCUUGACAUCAAGGAAACAAUGCGCCAGACCGGACUAUUACGCUCAGAUAUCAUCAACAAAUUGAACGAGUGGCAUAAUCGGGGCGUUAUUGAAGUCACUGCGUCUGGCGUGCAAAAUCGAUAUCGGAUUCUGAAGGAGCUGCCAACCGAGGACGUUGAGCUUGAUGAGCUGACCGACAAGUUGUAUUCGGACAUGCAAGAUCGAGAAAGAGACGCCCUCGCACGGACUCAUCAAGUAUCCAAUCUUAUCACCGGCUCGAAAUGCUUCGCUCUCGCACUUGCGGAGCAUUUUGGCAUGGGACUUCCUGAUGGAAAGAGUCAGUGUGGGCACUGCACUUUCUGUAUAACUAGGAAGGCACUGGCACUUCCGCCCAAGGAAAAGCCACCUGUCAACCACAGCGGCAUUUCGGCAAUCCUAGACGCUUGCGACGUACGAGAUGACCCACGGUUUUUGGCGCGUGUCGCAUUUGGCAUCCGAAGCCCAAGAGUCACCCAGCUCAAACUGGGCAACCAUGCUGUUUUCGGUUCUCUAGAAGACCACGACUUUGAUUCUCUUUUGAAAGAGUUCACGGAAGCGUGCGAAUCCGCCAAGUAUGAAUCUUCAGAGGGGCCAAAGGCUUCAGCUGCGCCGAGUACGCACAUCGGCAAAACUGGCACCUCAAGAGGCAGCUCUUCACGAGGCAGAGGUAGUGCCCGCCGAGGUAACCCAAGCUCUUCUCUGGCCAGCUACGUCUCGAGGGGGGGAAGGGGAAGAGGACUUGGUUCGUAG
Molecule: messenger RNA, 2331 nt
Organism: Neoarthrinium moseri
Lineage: Eukaryota; Fungi; Ascomycota; Sordariomycetes; Amphisphaeriales; Apiosporaceae
Exons: 3
Coding region: 1-2331 (776 amino acids)
Biological process (GO): double-strand break repair via homologous recombination
Cellular component (GO): chromosome; nucleus; cytoplasm
Molecular function (GO): four-way junction helicase activity; ATP binding; 3'-5' DNA helicase activity
Source: RefSeq, a predicted model, not a curated record